Molecule: messenger RNA, 1348 nt
Organism: Striga asiatica
Lineage: Eukaryota; Viridiplantae; Streptophyta; Magnoliopsida; Lamiales; Orobanchaceae
Source: the annotation of a GenBank genome assembly
AAACUAUCUAGCAUCAAAUUAGAUCACCCCACAUAAUCCAUUUAAAAAGAAACAGUAUACAAAACCAAUUUUAGGUAAUCAAGAAAGGACAUACUAUUAACCCCCAAGUAGUGCUAUAGUAUGUAUACGAGUGUUGAUUAAACAAAACUACAAAAGCGUGUAUCCAAAGGCAGGCCAAGUCAAGUGUAUAUAUAAUAUAGCUGAGGUUGGAUAGAAAAGGCAGAUGAAAAGCAGUAGUUAACACUUAACAGUGAAUGAGAAUAAAAGGAUGAUGAUGAUGAGGAUGAUGAGUGAAGCUGCAGAUAAUGAGAUGAAGAAGGUGGUGGCGCCGCCUGCAUGGCUUCGAGGUCUUAUGUCGGAGAAUUUCUUCGCUUGUUGUGGGGCCCACCAAAGUUUCCGGUCGAAAAACGAAAAGAAUAUCUACUGCUUGAUUUGCUGCCUCAGCUUUUGCCAUCACUGUCUCGCUUCUCAUCAUCCCUCCCAUCCUCUUAUCCAGGUGAGAAGAUAUCUGUACCAAGACGUCAUUAGAUUGGACGACCUCGAAAAGUUCAUUGAUUGUUCAUUUAUUCAGCCCUACACAAUAAAUGGUGCCAAAGUGAUAUUCUUGAAUGAGAGAGCACAAUCCAGAGGCUCUUGCAAAGGCUCCUCUGGCAAUCCAUGCUCCACCUGUCACAGAUUUCUUCAGAACUCUUUUCAUUUCUGCUCCCUCUCUUGCAAGGUGUAUCACAUGUUGUAUCAAGGGGAAGAGCUAUCGAGCAUUACGUGGAGGUUUGAUGAAUCCGACUUCUCCAUCUCUCAAUUGGACGGCCUCCGAGCAGAUGUCUCGUCUGAUGAUACACCGAACUCCAUUUUUGAGGACCCACUUGAAUACGGAGGGUCGAAUUUCGAAACGGGUAGCUCAGGAUCCCGAACAAUGCAAAAGGAUUCAUAUAAUAGAAGGAGAUUUAUGAUGUCAUUAAGCAGCAGAAGAAAAAGUACUCCUCAAAGGUCUCCACUUUCUUAAAUUAUUGCAUCAUCAACUAUUUUCCACAUUAGGAACUUUUACUAUGAGUAAAUAGUUAUUUAGCAAGUCUGUACUUUAAUUGAUUUCUUCUAAUGGCGUUAUUAUAUGAACACCUAAUAUGCAAUAUACUAUAUAUAUUAGUAAAACGGAAAAUAUGGUGAUAGGGAGUUUGUAACAGGGAAUGCAACUAUUAUAAGCUCUCUUACCACCAAUUUUGUUCCGUUGACUGGAUAUUUGACCCAGCAUAUAUAAAUGUACUGUUGUAUGAUACACUGAUUUAUGUAUAUGCUAUGUUUCAUUUUCAUAAUUGAAGUGUAUUUUUAUCGAUUAUUAUUUUGAAAAUGC